Messenger RNA from Xenopus laevis (African clawed frog), 3907 nucleotides. RefSeq names its product adaptor related protein complex 1 subunit gamma 2 L homeolog (gene ap1g2.L). Bases 363 to 2726 code for a protein of 787 amino acids. The record is from RefSeq and is a predicted model, not a curated record. Gene Ontology annotation, cellular component: Golgi apparatus; endomembrane system; cytoplasmic vesicle membrane. The transcript is spliced from 23 exons. Lineage: Eukaryota; Metazoa; Chordata; Amphibia; Anura; Pipidae. Gene Ontology annotation, biological process: intracellular protein transport; vesicle-mediated transport.
GCCCUCAGCUGGUGACUUCUUGAAAGUGACACGAAGCAAAAUGAUGGCGUUCGAGCAAUUACAGCGGAAGCAGUGCAGGAUUUAACGAGCUGUGUUUUUUCCCCUGGCGUUUGCUUGCUAGCAAUUAUCUGGCUGUUGGUCUUUAUUGUGCUGAAGGAGCACUGCACAAUAAUCUACAGUUCUCUCAGGGAACAGGGAAGUCCUCAGUUGCCGUGCAACUUCAGGCGUGUCACUAUUUUUCAGGAAGUGAGGUGCUGUCAUAAAGUGAUCCAGGUGAGAAGCAGGUGUAAGAGUCAGAGCAAGAAAGAACGAAAGAGAAAAAUUAACUAUUAGAAGGGGAUACUAAAGGAACAAGUGGUACAAUGGGCCCUCCAUUAAAGCUGCAUGAGCUGAUCCGAGCGAUCCGCAGUGUGAAAACACAGAGUGAAGAGCGAGAGGUGAUCCAGCGAGAGUGUGCCGAUAUACGUUCUUCUUUUCGGGAUGAGGACUCAUUGUACCGGGGCCGGAGCCUGGCCAAAUUACUUUAUGUUCAUAUGCUGGGGUAUCCUGCACAUUUUGGACAGAUGGAGUGUUUGAAGCUGAUUGCAUCUUCGAAGUUCACUGACAAACGUAUUGGAUACCUUGGUGCAAUGAUGUUAUUGGAUGAGAGGCAGGAUGCUCACUUAUUGAUAACCAAUAGUAUGAAAAGGGAUCUGGAACAUAGCUCCCCAGUGGUUCAGGGGCUGGCUCUUUGCACUCUGGCCUGCCUGGGAUCAACAGAGAUGUGUCGAGAUCUGGCUGGGGAGGUAGAACACUUACUGCAAAACUCCACUGGUCAUGUUAAAAAAAAGGCAGUAUUAUGUGCUGUGCAUAUCAUCAGGAAGGUUCCAGAAUUGGUGGAAAUGUUUGUCCCAGUCAGUGAGGAGUUGCUCGGAGAGAAGAGGCAUGGUGUGCUUUAUGGAGCCGUUCUGCUGGUCACAGAGAUCUGUCAAAGACAACCAGAGGCCUGUAAACGUUUCCGCAAGCUCCUCCCGCUACUCCUGCAGAAGCUCAGACAAAUUAUGUCUGGUUAUUCUCCGGAUCAUGUAGUAUCUGGUGUUACUGACCCUUUCUUACAGGUUCGCCUACUGCGUCUUUUGAAGAUUUUGGGACAAAAGGAUGAAAGUGUAUGUGAUGCAAUGAGUGAUCUGCUAGCUCAGGUAUCUACUUGUACAGAUACACAGUCUAAUGCUGGAAAUUCUGUCUUAUAUGAAACCGUGCUCACAAUAGUGGAUACUAAAUCUGCAAGUGGUUUGCGGGUUCUCGCUGUUAACAUCCUGGGGCGUUUUUUGCUCAGUAAUGAUAAAAACAUCAGGUAUGUUGCGCUCACAUCUCUUAAUCGGUUGGUACAGUCAGACUAUGCAGCUGUUCAGAGACAUCGAGGCACUAUUGUAGAAUGUCUCAGACAAACAGACAGCUCCUUAAACAAGAAAGCUUUGGAGUUGUGUUUUGCCCUAGUAAAUGAGACAAAUAUUCUACCAAUGAUGAAGGAGCUUCAGCGAUUCCUGCAGACUUGCCCUCUGGAGCUGAAACAGCAAUGCACAUCAGGAAUAUUCCUGUGUGCAGAGAGGUUUUCUCCAUCCACACGGUGGCAUAUUGAUACUAUAAUGGGGACACUGGUUACAGCUGGCGAAAGUGUCCGUGAUGACACAGUCUCACACCUUAUUCACUUAAUCAGUGGAGCCUCAGAGCUGCAUGCUUACAUUGUACACCGACUUUACUUAGCAGUAAGCGAAGACAUUGGGCAGCAACCACUGGUGCAGGUCGCUGCUUGGUGCAUUGGGGAAUAUGGAGAACUUUUGAUAUCUGGAUCAAGUGAAGAGCCAGUAAAGGUAACUGAAGAUGAUGUUCUGGAUGUCCUGGAGGGUAUUUUGCAAUCCCACAUCUCUUUGCCUAGCACACGGUCUUACACUUUGACUGCCAUAAUGAAACUAAGCACACGGUUUACUCACUGUGUGGACCGUAUACGACGCGUGGUUUCUAUCUACAGCAGCUGUCAUGAUGUGGAGUUGCAACAGAGAGCAGUGGAAUACAAUGCCCUGUUUAAGAAAUAUGACCACAUGAGGUCUGCCAUCUUGGAAAAAAUGCCCCUGCCAGAGAAAUCUGCUACAGAGGAUAAUGAGUGUGCUAUGACUGAACUUAGUGAAUCUACCGGGAGCUUACCCUUAGAUAAUUCCCAAAUUAAUUCUAUACAGCCAGCAAGCCAGAUGACAGACCUCUUGGGCCUUUUGGAAGUGAGCACCGACACAACAAUGAAUCCAUCAUCAGUUGCAGUUCCACCUCUACCUCAGAAUGUCACAAGUGGAAGUAGUUUGCUGGACCUUUUAGACGAGCCCAUAAAUGAUGCAAUGCCACCAUUAGUUGUGUACAGUAAGGAUGGAUUACAAGUGGAAUUUUCAUUUAUGCGCCCACCCUCAAAUCCUGCACUUCUUGUAAUUACUUCAUCUGCCACCAGCUCCUCAUCCAGCACCGUUGCUGAUUUUCAGCUGCAGGCAGCUGUGCCAAAGAACAUCCAAAUACAACUGCAAGCUCCAAGCGGCUCUUUAGUCCCUGCUUCUGAUGGAGGAUCCGUUACGCAAUGUAUCAGAGUCCUGAAUCCACAAAAGGUGCCCCUCAAGAUGAGGCUUCGCUUUUCAUUCCUGCACAAUGGAAAUAGCGUACAAGAAAUGUGUGAAGUCAGCAACUUCCCUCCUGCGACAUGGCAGUGACCCUGCUCUCUUUAGGCUGUUCAACAUCUAUAAGCUGCCAGAAUUUUCAAGACAGUGACCUGUUUGACUAAUAACCGAUGGAGAAUUUAGUACUGUUAAUGAGAAAUUAGGAUGACUAAAAUAAUUUAGAUGUUGCAUCUGCAUUAGCCCCAUUGCAGUACUGCAAACAUAGUAUUUCAUUAGUAAGUGAUAGCUUUAUUUAGGCUAACUAACAAUCCCUGUUUAAAGUUGAACAUUUAAGAGAUUUCAUUUGCUUUGCUUAAAAAAGAUUAUAUCUCACACAAUCUUGGCAUAGCAUCUUAAACUUCUAAAUAAGUAUGACCUACUACCAUGAUCCAUUUUUGCAAUACAUUGAAUAGUAAACCAAAGGGAGGAAGGGAUCUGGGAAGAUAUAGUCUGGCCUGAAGGGCAACAUGAACAACAUGAGACGGGAUCUUGCCACAGAGUAGGGCUGGUGCAAAAAUAAGGACUUUGUGCUUAAAUAGGAAUAAUGAACAGUGUGACGCAGCAACUCAGUAACAAAAACAAAUAUUAAAAUAUGCAAAACAUUGCUAGGCCAUCACUUGUGAUUCCAGUAUUACACUACCGAGCAUGUUACAUUUGCUAUAGACGUUACACAUACUGUUUUCGACAAUACCAUUGUAUAUAAAACGUUUACAGUUGGGUUGAACUUUCUAUACACCAGGGGGCAAGCUAGUGUAAAAGUUAAUUUGUCUGGAAGUUAAAAGAUCUCUUAAUAAAGAUCUCUUUUUUUAUACAAUCAUACAUGUUGCUCCACUUUCCCAUAAGUACAUGCAGGUUGAAAUACUGAUACAGAAAUUCGCAAUUUUAAUUAGCAGCAUUCGAUUUUUAAAAAUAAAAUAUAUUUUCUGGACAGUGCCAACCUAAUCACACCAUCUUUAUUUUAGAUUUAUUAAAUGUUUUUUUAUUACAAUGUAAUGGUUUAACUAUAUGUUUUAUACUUUUUCUAUAGCAACUACAGUACCUCUUUAUCACCUGCUGGUGGUGCUCUCUUACUAACUCCCUUUUCCUUGCUUGCAAUUUUGGCAUGCCUUCUGCACUAAGGCACUCAAAAUAGAGGCACCAGGAGUCUAAUGAACAGUAUGAGCAACUAACAGAGAUCUGCCCAGCCACUGUUAACCCGUUUGGCUUCCAUAUAAAUAAAGCUGGCAAUUCCCUUA